AGCGAGUCACUCGGCGAGUCAUACCGUGCAGCCACAGCAGAGCAUCGUCAUGUUGACCACCUUCGCCGGAACAUUGUCCAGUCCGGUCAACGUUGGCAACAUUUUCCAUAUUUGUGUCAAAUCGCUCGACGAUGCGGAAAGGGUCGACAUCAAUUUUCAAGCUGAAAAAUCGAUUGACGGUGACAUACCGCUGCAACUAUCAUUGCGCUUCGAGGAGAAGCGCAUGGUUUGGAAGGCAAAAAUCGCUGGCCGCUGGGUGCAAGAUGCUGAACAGACGAACACUGAAGAGUCGCGCACAGCACUGCAGUCGUUGAAUUCCGGCCACACAUUUUCGAUCUUUGUGCUGGUUGGCGACGAGAAGCACCAUAUUGCAUUAGCCAACACACACAUUGGUUCUUUCGCAAUAAAGGGAAAACUGAGCGAUAUCAAAGUCGUGACGAUAACACAGGACGUACAUCAAGUGUUGGCCGUGGACCACCGUCAAUCGUUUCCGUUUCCCUUUCCGGCAAUUCAGGUGUCCGACGAUACGACCUAUUUCUCCAACGACGUUCCUAAGCCCUUUUUACCAGGACAUGUUACCAUACUGACGGCGGUCCCGUAUGGCAACCCGCGCGGGGGAUUUAUCAUUAAGUUCCACGAAAAUGGAAGCAAAAAGCAGGCAUUGCACUUCAAUCCCCGCUUCGAUCCUCAUUAUGUUGUUGUUCGAAAUUCACACGCCACCGAGGCGCUAGAUUUCCGCCAAGAAGAACGUUCCGGGGGCUUCCCAUUUAUUAUCGACCAGCAGUUCAAGCUUGCCAUCGGUUUCACGGAGCAGGAGUUCAAAUUCGCCAUCAACGGUAGUCACUUCGAAGCGUACACGUACAAGACUCCACGUCAGCUAGACGUGCUCAACGGGUUUCGUAUACAGUGCACCAACGGGUUGCAGUUAGAGGUGACCGCCGUGGACCAUCACUAUAGUGGCACAUCGGACUGUACUGGCUACGAGCAGUUCUCCGAUCCAUACGCCGACGUGUUCGAAUAACUGGUGGACCAUCCGUCUGGCGAAGUUCACUGGAAAAUGUGUGUCACCCGUCUGCAUUCGUUAGACGGGUGCCGAGAGCAUGCGCAGUAACAUUUAAAUAUUUUAGCGGUGCACAUUCACAAGGACCUUAUUUUACAGAGACAUCACGGGAGCCGUGCCUUUCUACCGAGCCGCCCAAAUUUGCAAAGGUUGAUUACAUUGAGUUGGUGAAGAUAAUAGGCUGUUUGGUUGAUGUGUUACAAACAAUUAUUAGUGCAAUAAUUUAAAUGUGUUAUAAAUGUUACAUGCAUUUAUGACCGUAUUCAUGUUUUUCUAUUUCGAAAUAGUAAAUUCUAAAAUUUAUUUAAAAAUAAA
Molecule: messenger RNA, 1375 nt
Organism: Anopheles cruzii
Lineage: Eukaryota; Metazoa; Arthropoda; Insecta; Diptera; Culicidae
Product: 32 kDa beta-galactoside-binding lectin lec-3-like
Exons: 5
Coding region: 50-1021 (323 amino acids)
Molecular function (GO): galactoside binding; carbohydrate binding
Source: RefSeq, a predicted model, not a curated record